AUGAAACGUCAGGUUUACGGAAGUCAUUAUACAUAUCCAGGUGGAGUUGCUUUUGCUGUUAUGGUAGCACGUGCAUGUCAAUUAAUGCCUUCUUCUUAUCCAAAUGUAGUUUUACGUUUUUUUUUCGCUUUCUAUACACAAUGGUUGAGCCGUCAUGAUCGUAUUCUUCCGGUAUAUAUUACAGCUUCUCUGGAGAAUCAGGGCCGUAUUCAAGGUCUUCCUGAAUCAUGGGAUCCACAACGUGAGUCUUGCCGUGAGGAUUUAUUUCCUGUGAUAAAUCCUGCUUAUCCGUAUGUUAACGAUGCCCAUAAUAUUGGACGUUGUGGAUUAGAAGCAUUUUAUACUGAAAUUACUAGAGCUCAUCAAGUAUUGUCAGAUUCAGAUUCACCUCUAGAGAAGAUAUGGGAACUAUAUCAUAUUACUGAUUGGUACGACCAAUAUUUAUUAGUUCAAGUUUGUUCUUGGGCUGAUAAUGAGGAAGAUGCGAAACGUUUUCAUACGGCGUGGAGUUCAUAUGUGGCUAGUAAACUACGUUUUUUUAUUUAUGACAUGGAACAAUUAGUGGAUAUCCGUCCAUAUCCACACAAGAUAGAUAAUACUGCGAUAAAGCAGACAGGGCAAUACCGAGCCUUUGUUGGGGAAUGUUUUUUUGUUUUAGCUGUUAAAGAAAGGAAUAAUGAGACCAAACUGGAUUUAUCUAUGUUUUUUGAAGCAUUUAAAAGGUUUAAGCAUUUUAUAGCAGAUGGUUGUGUGAAUACAGAGGAUGGAGUGAGAUUUGUAUUCAAUGGAGAAGCUAUGCGAGGCCCUUACUUUAGGUUAGUUGAUGCUGCACACUUGCCAUUCGCUAUGGAGAAGUAA
Trypanosoma theileri is the source of this 858-nucleotide messenger RNA. Its product is annotated as putative poly(A) polymerase, putative,polynucleotide adenylyltransferase. Gene Ontology annotation, cellular component: nucleus. The transcript has a single exon. NCBI's taxonomy places the organism in Eukaryota, Euglenozoa, Kinetoplastea, Trypanosomatida, Trypanosomatidae. The coding region runs from base 1 to 858 and encodes 285 amino acids. Gene Ontology annotation, molecular function: poly(A) RNA polymerase activity; RNA binding. The record is from RefSeq and is a predicted model, not a curated record.